CAACCGCACUUCUGGUUGUUGUUCUAACCAAAUAGCAUAGCAUAGCUAAGUUCGAGUUCUGAGAUCCAACGGAUACUCCAAACCGAAGAAACAAACGAAGUUUAGCUAACAGUUGUAUUUUUGCAAACCGAGUAAAAGUUUACGAAUAAAAAGAACCAGUGAUGGUUGUAGCAGUAAAAGUUUACAAGAAAGCCGCGCCAAAUGGAAAGAUCACCGUCUAUCUCGGCAAGCGUGACUUUAUCGACCACGUAGAAUACUGCGAACCGGUCGAUGGAGUCGUCGUGCUGGAUCAGGAUUACCUGCGUGGCCGUCGGGUGUAUGGACAGCUAAUCACCACUUACCGAUAUGGUCGCGAGGAGGAUGAGGUCAUGGGGGUCAAGUUCUCCAAGGAGAUCUGCCUCUGCAAGGAGCAGGUCUACCCGAUGGUGAACUCCAAGAUGGAGAUGACCCCGAUGCAGGAGCGCCUGGUCAAGAAGCUCGGUGCCAACGCGUAUCCGUUCACCUUCCACUUCCCGAACAUGUCGCCUAGCUCGGUCACACUGCAGGCCGGCGAGGAUGACCAGGGUAAACCGCUCGGUGUCGAGUACUCGAUCAAGAUCUACGUCGGCGAAGAGGACGAGGAGAAGGGUCACAAGCGCAGCAGCGUGAAUCUGCUGAUCAAGAAACUCCAGCAUGCUCCGGCUACCCGCGGACGCCGUCUGCCUUCGUCGUUGGUCAGCAAGGGAUUCACUUUCUCGCAGGGCAAGAUCAACCUGGAGGUGACGCUGGAUCGGGAGGUGUACUACCAUGGUGAAAAGAUCGCCGCCAACAUCGUGAUUACUAACAACUCCCGCAAAACGGUCAAGAGCAUCAAGUGCUUCGUUGUGCAGCACUGCGAGGUCACAAUGGUCAACGCCCAGUUCAGCAAACACAUCGCUUCGCUGGAAACUCGUGAAGGUUGCCCGAUCACACCGGGAGCAAGCUUCACCAAGUCGUUCUUCCUGGUCCCGUUGGCUUCCAGCAACAAGGACCGUCGCGGAAUUGCCCUCGACGGACACCUGAAGGACGAGGAUGUCAACUUGGCCUCGUCGACGCUGAUCUGCGAGGGCAAGAACCAUGGUGACGCCAUGGGUAUCGUCAUUUCGUACUCGCUGCGAGUCAAGCUGAACUGUGGAACCCUUGGCGGAGAGCUGCAGACUGACGUUCCCUUCAAGCUGUUGACUCCAGCUCCUGGAACUGCUGAGCGUGAACGCGUCAACGCCAUGAAGAAAAUGAAGUCGAUCGAACGCCACCGCUACGAGAACUCUCACUACGCCGACGAUGACGACAACAUCGUCUUCGAGGACUUCGCUCGUCUGCGAAUGAAUGAGCCAGAAUAAGCUAAUCCUGUCGCAGGUUAGCACUUUCAGUCGCAUGCUUUCAGCUUUUAGUUACAGAUUACGAGCAAUAGUUUCCGUUUAUGUUUUUCAGUGACAGUUUGAAUAGGCCUAUUAUUGUUACGGAAGCACUUUCUAUCGAAAAACUAUUGUCGUUUUCGUUUUUAAAUUGCACUACACUGGUGUAGCGAAAGCUGCACUGAAACCGUUCGUUUUUACCAAUUGCACUACACCAGUGCUACACUUUUUCUGCACCGAUACCACUGGUGUAGCACUCAUCAAAAGUUUGGUGUAGCUCUGUGCAAUGGAAUCGUGUAUUGUAGUCAAUGGUUACUGUUUAUGUUUUCGUCAUUUUUGUUCGUUUAUUCAUGCCUCAGUGUAGCACUGCACCGGUGUAGUGCAAAUUAAAAACGAAAACGCCAUAUGUGAUAUUUCUGAUUGUUGAUUUGCGCUCUGCUUUAAGUUUUUUUUUUUUGAAACAUUUUCUAUAUUUAGUUUUAAAAUGCAAAAAAUGAUGAAAAAAAACAACAAAAAAAUACCAGCAAGUAACAAAACCAGUCUUGAUUCACCGAUUGAUUUUAGAACAAGAACUCAAAUAACUGCGCAGUUGUUUACCAUCACGAGACAAAUAAUUUGCAAACACAUCAAAAUUGAUCAGUCAAUCGAGCAUUCACAAGCCAAGAAACGAUACCAGAAGUGAAACGAACCGAAAUAAUAAUUAAAUAAAGAAAAAAAACAAGACAAAUAAGCUACACACUCGGAACAGCGCUUAUGCGAAGGACUCCGGCCGGUCCGGUGCUUGAUGAAGCGAAUUGUUGGAGUCCUGAGUGUAACCGAACUGACCGAACUUAGAUUUAGGAAAAAAUGCAACUGACUCUAUGUGAUGGAACAGGGUGAGUUGCGAACGACAGCUUCAAUGUACGAAACGGCAAAAUCUGGCCGCGGUCUCGACUGGCAACCGACUGGAAUUCAGUGUGUGCGUUAUUCGAGUGGUUCUCGCUGGAUUUACGGCUGGAGUUUGUUGUUUCCUUACUAUCUUUCCAAAUGCUGGCCAAUUGUACUCCACCACACCCAGCAUCCAAUCUGGGAAAUCCUUCAUCUUCCGGUUGACGGGAGACUAGCCGCAGGAACGUGGCCCUGUCCGGAAGCGGCAGGAUUUCGAUUCAGAUUACGAAUAGUUGAGAUACCUAGGACUAUCUAGUAUGGGUUCAGGUUUAACCUGUUUUUUAUUUUUUCGUUUUUUUAACAUUAUCAGUUCUGUUUUGUGUAAACUUAAACUUAAAAUGCAAAUAAAAAAAUGAUUUCAUGAAUGUCAAA
This is a messenger RNA of Malaya genurostris, 2672 nucleotides long. RefSeq names its product arrestin homolog (gene Arr2). Gene Ontology annotation, cellular component: cytoplasm. Bases 162 to 1358 code for a protein of 398 amino acids. The transcript has 4 exons. Gene Ontology annotation, molecular function: G protein-coupled receptor binding. The record is from RefSeq and is a predicted model, not a curated record. Gene Ontology annotation, biological process: signal transduction; G protein-coupled receptor internalization. NCBI's taxonomy places the organism in Eukaryota, Metazoa, Arthropoda, Insecta, Diptera, Culicidae.